CAAGAAGGUUCGAGAGAGAAAGCCUCUGGGAAAACCACAAUUCUUGAAACCUGAGCAAUUGCGCAUCAGCUGCGCGAAUUGUCGAUUUCAUCACUAUGGCUUCUGCGAUGGGCGCAACCUCCCCCUGCAGAUUACGCACGCAAUGUGCAUUAAAGAGGGUCAGUUCUCAAUGCCAUCGUUUGCCGCGAUCGGUGAGCGGAGCUAUUUUUGCAGUCAGGGACGGCGAUGCGAGGUUGCUCAGGGGAGAAGAGGAAUUGAUGAUGAAAUUGUCGCAACCAUGGAUUGGAAAUGUGUCCCAUUUGAGCGACGGGAGAGAGGCUAAGGCCAAGUCGGGGUCUUUUCCUGUAAGAUGUGUCUCUGCGGUGGAUAAUUCGACAGGCAGCAACGACGCAGAAGUGGCAAGCGCAGUGGUAUCCACAGCGGUUAUAGUUGUGGCAGUGGUGGUGAAAGCCGUGGUGGGCGCUGUGAAGGCCUUGGGUAGAACUUUGAUCGGCACUCCACUCCCUGACGGCUCCACAAAUGCUGAAAAUGAGCUUGUGAGCGCUUUGAAGGGGAGGUUGGUGUUGGCCGUUGGACCUCUCUUUUUAGCUUCGAUUAGCCAAACUCCGGGAUCUGUGAGUACGCCUCUGACGGUCGUUGCCAGUGGCAUGGCGAAGUGGCUAGAGAUUUACAGCGGGGUGUUGAUGGUGCGCGUGCUUCUUAGUUGGUUUCCUAACAUUCCUUGGGAGAGGCAACCUCUUCAAGCCGUUCGUGACAUGUGUGACCCUUACUUGAAUCUCUUCAGAAACAUUAUCCCCCCUCUUUUUAAUGCUCUCGACUUGAGUCCUAUGCUGGCGUUUAUUGUGCUCGGAGUGUUGACCUCCAUUUUAAAUACUACAGCCAGAUGAUACAAAUGUUACUGCAGGAUUUAGGUGUUUAGGAUUCAUGAUUAAUUUAGUUAUACUUAUUUGCAUACGACAGCGUCUCCGUUGUAGCGCUGGUUGAGGUUGUGACCUACUUUCGAUCACGACAAUGCUUGUGUAAAGUAUGUACUUGUAGCAAGAUUUCUGAGCUGUGGGGUAUGUCUAUAAAUAUUACGAGUGCAUUUUAUUUCACGCCACUGAGACCCGAGCAUUACAAAAACAUUUACAUGAACUCGUGAUGCUUAAUUUGUACAAGUUGAUUUCAAAUAACAUUCAUACAUUUAUAUUUGCGUCA
Messenger RNA from Physcomitrium patens, 1197 nucleotides. RefSeq lists its product as uncharacterized. Gene Ontology annotation, cellular component: membrane. Lineage: Eukaryota; Viridiplantae; Streptophyta; Bryopsida; Funariales; Funariaceae. Gene Ontology annotation, biological process: chloroplast fission. The record is from RefSeq and is a predicted model, not a curated record.